This is a messenger RNA of Diaporthe citri, 1683 nucleotides long. RefSeq lists its product as uncharacterized. Bases 1 to 1683 code for a protein of 560 amino acids. NCBI's taxonomy places the organism in Eukaryota, Fungi, Ascomycota, Sordariomycetes, Diaporthales, Diaporthaceae. The record is from RefSeq and is a predicted model, not a curated record. The transcript has 4 exons.
AUGUACUCACCAGGUGUAGGAACCGGACCUUCCAAGCUUGACAUGCUCACCGGUGGUGCAUUUGGCGAAGGACUAGACCAAGACAUUCGCGAAUGUUACAACUUCGCCUGCGCCAACUACAUCGAUGGAGACUCGAUCAUCCUAGUUGGAUUCUCAAGAGGGGCUUUCACUGCUCGCUCAGUAGCAGACUUGAUUGCCUCGGUCGGAUUGCUGACUACGGAGGGAAUGGACCAGUUCUUUCCGAUAUUCAGGGAUUACGAGAACAUAGGCGAUGAGAAACGAUGCGCAAGCGAGUUCCUGUUUCAAGACCUAAUCCCUUACCAAGGUGAGAAGGGCAAGGCCAAGAUCCUCUGGGAGAAUCAACGCAAGGAGCAAUACAAGCAAUGGCUAAAAUCAAAAUCGUGGACACGCGAUACAUAUCAGGAUAGCUCAACCGAAAUCAGAAUUAAAGCCGUUGCAGUCUGGGACACUGUUGGUUCACUAGGAAUUCCGCCUGUGCCCAUAUUUGGCAUCCGGGGCUCGGCCGACCAGUGGAAGUUCACGAGCACACACGUUUCCAGCAAGGUCGAGAAUGCGUUUCAGGCCUUGUCACUGGAUGAACCCAGGGCGGCCUUCCGUCCUGCCCUAUGGGAGCGACUCGAAGACAACAAGGUGACCAACUUGAAGCAGGUGUGGUUCCCAGGAAACCACGGUGACGUCGGAGGUGGCUGGUACGACCAGCAGAUGGCAAAUAUCUCUCUCGCUUGGAUUUGCGACCAGCUAAGCACUCUCGGCGUCGAGUUCAGCGCCCGUCGCCUCACAAGAACUUUCGUCGACGGCCUGCGCUACAAUGCGGCUCACCCCUACCCUUAUGUACCCCCACCAUCAUUCCUGAUACCCAACUUCGUCUGGAAACCCCUCCUCCGACACGGACACCCACGCCCCAAGCCCUGGGCCUCCUCGCCAGCUCUCUGCCCGCCGCCAGCCAAGGACCAAACCAUAGACACAGAAAACUGCACAGGCAAAGACCAUCACCCAGACGGCAGCCCGCAGCGCCUAUGGGAAGUUGGGCCGCCCCGCUCAUGGGCGCUGGGGCAGACCCGCCACCCGGAGAGCCGGCUGCAGCUCGCGACGGGUACGAUCGUCCGGCACCCGGGCUGCUUCACGCGAGCGGACCCGGACACCAACCACGACACGGACGAGCCCCUUGUUAAUACGGACGAGCGCAUCCAUAGCUGCGUACGCGUGCGGCUCGUGUGCGGGGGAAUGGGCAUGGACGACCACGGCGUGUGGUCGUGCCCGUCGCUGCUGCGCGACGAUAGCAACCGGGGCAGGCCGGUGUGGAGGCUCGAAAAGGCGGAUGCCGCCGAGGUGGAGCGGGCGACUGGGCCGCAGGGGGCGUGGUGGGAGGAGGAGCUCGAGAGGACGGGGAUGGGGUACGAUGAGAACUGGCUUUACAGGUUUCAGAAGGGCGAUGGGCACUGGCGGUGGGUGUUUGAGUCAGACGCCGUGGCUAAGAACGCGGCCGACUCUGCGGUGAACCCCCCUGUGAGGGUGCUUCCUGAGGAGCCUGUGACGGGCUACUGGGAGAGGCACCUGUUGGCUUUGACGAGGGGCCAGACGGACGUCUGGAGGUGGGCGGAGGUGAACUCGACUGAGUGGUCCGCGGCGGGCAACGGGAUCGAGUCGGUUCAAAAACAGUAA